Molecule: messenger RNA, 3249 nt
Organism: Monomorium pharaonis (pharaoh ant)
Lineage: Eukaryota; Metazoa; Arthropoda; Insecta; Hymenoptera; Formicidae
Product: 2-oxoglutarate dehydrogenase, mitochondrial
Exons: 15
Coding region: 55-3030 (991 amino acids)
Biological process (GO): tricarboxylic acid cycle
Cellular component (GO): mitochondrion; oxoglutarate dehydrogenase complex
Molecular function (GO): thiamine pyrophosphate binding; oxoglutarate dehydrogenase (succinyl-transferring) activity
Source: RefSeq, a predicted model, not a curated record
ACGCGCUGUAAACACAAUGGUGACAAUGGCGACGGAAAGGAUAACGUGCUUAACAUGAUCAAUAAUCAGUAUUUGAAUCACAUGUAUAAAUUGUGGCUCAAGGAUCGAAAAUCCGUGAACUCCUCUUGGGAUUCAUAUUUUAAAUUGUUCCAUGCAAAAAGCCCUGAGGACUCUCGCAUCAAGUCCAGUUCGACUCGCGUCAGUACGUCUCCUAAGUUAGUAGCAUCGAACUUAGGAGGAGGGCAAUCAGGCAAAAAACUGUUGUUUGUGAAAGAGCCCAGUGGUGGAGUUCGAGGAAAAUCAGAUAAUCAGAUGCAAGGGGAUCAAUACAUAAUCAGCGCACUCGAUAUCAAUGCUACAAUCCGAGCAUAUCAAGCACGUGGCCACUUAAUAGCCGACACCGAUCCGUUAGGCAUACAGAAUCCGGAGUCGGCGGAGCUGCAGGGUACCGCGAAUCUGCCACCCGAGAUCGUGGUGCGGCAGCAUCUCAAGGGGAUGACGGAGGCUGAUAUGAACAGGGAAUUCCCUCUCGCGCCCUUGACCGUUAUCGGAGGAGACAAGAGCAGCCUGCCGCUGCGGGAAAUAUUGACGAGGCUCAAUAAGAUUUACUGCGGUCAUCUGGGUCUCGAGUAUACAUACAUUCAUGAUCUCAGUAUGUUGGAUUGGUUGAGGGAAAAAUUUGAGAUACCAGGCGCCUGGGAAUUGCCCGCAGAGCAUCGGAAAUGGACUUGGAUGAAUAUCAUGAGAGCUGUGACUUUCGAGAAUUUUUUAGCAAAGAAAUACGGAACGGAGAAAAGAUUUGGGUUAGAAGGUUGUGAAUCAUUCAUACCAUCUAUGGCGGAAUGCAUGGAAACAUCAGCGCUAAAUGGAGUUGAGACUAUAGUUAUCGGUAUGGCACAUCGUGGUCGUUUGAAUACCUUGGCGAACAUCUGCUUGAAACCGAUGAGCCAGUUGUUCACUCAGUUCAACCCGAUUGCUCUCGAGGGAUUCGGUUCAGGUGACGUAAAAUAUCACCUCGGAACGCACUCGGAGAAAUUAUUAGAAAGGACUAAGAAAAAAGUGCUUCUUGCGAUAAUGGCGAAUUCUUCCCAUCUGGAAGCGAUCGAUCCGGUCAUAGUCGGUCGUAUUCGCGCCGAGCAAGUUGAAAAAGGUGAUGCGAAGCACGGCAAAAGAUCAUUGGCUAUACUGGUUCAUGGUGACGCUGCUUUUGCCGGCCAAGGUGUUGUUUAUGAAACAAUGCAUCUUACCAAUCUACCAGAGUACACAACGGGUGGCGUCAUACACAUCGUAAUUAACAAUCAAAUUGGCUUCACAACUGAUCCAAGAUAUUCACGAUCUAGUGCACAUUGUACGGAUGUCGCACGUGUUGUUAACGCUCCCAUUUUUCACAUGCAUGCUGACGAUCCUGAUUUAGUGACUUACUGUAGCAAAGUGGCCAGUGAAUAUCGGGCUACCUUUCAUAACGAUGUAGUACUAGAUAUCGUUGGAUAUCGAAGAAACGGACACAACGAAAUGGAUGAACCAAUGUUAACUCAACCACUCAUGUAUAAACAAAUAAAAAAUCAUCCUAGUGUUCUAACCAUAUACAGCGACAAACUGCUUAAGGAGGGUGUGAUAACGGAAGCUUUUGUAAAAGAGGAAAUAGAAAAGUAUGUGAGCCAUUGCGAGGAGGAGUUCAGGAAAGCGCAGACCAUCAGCUCGAUGCAAAUGAGCGAUUGGCACGACCUGCCCUGGACUGAAUUCUUCUCGAAUCAAACUCCGAAAAACAAGAUAUCGCCGACCGGUAUCGACAUCGCGACCAUUAAGACGAUAUGCAGUGCCAUAUCCACUCCUCCGAAGGAUAUCGAGGCGCAUGUUCAAGUGCUGAGGGCGAUGGACAGACGAGCGAAACUUAUGGAAUCUCGACAGUUUGACUGGGCAAUGGGAGAGUGCUUAGCCUUCCUCAGCCUGUUGAAGGAGGGUCACCAUGUCAGACUCUCCGGACAGGAUGUUGAGCGUGGCACCUUCACUCAACGAAUACACAUCAUUCACGAUCAGAGCAAAGACAAGACCUACAAAAAUAUUCUGCACGACGUUUUUCCGAGACAGGCUCUGUACACCGUCACGAACUCGUCGCUUUCGGAAUACGGCGUGUGCGGAUUCGAAUUGGGAUACUCGGCUUACAAUCACAACACUUUGACACUUUGGGAAGCACAAUUUGGCGACUUUGCCAAUAACUGUCAGGCCGUAUUAGAUUGCCUGUUAUGUUCCGGGCAAACCAAAUGGGGCAGACAAGUAGGAUUGGUACUGUUACUGCCGCAUGGUAUGGAGAACCAGGGGCCGGAGCAUUCGUCCGCGAGGUUGGAGAGAUUUCUUCAGCUGUGCGACGACGAAUGUACUCACGUGCCCGGAACGGAGCCCGGUGCUCCCGCCGGUGAGACCGUCAAGCAAAUCAUGACGAGACAGCUUUUCGAGAUAAACUGGAUCGUCUGCAAUCCCACGACACCCGCCAAUCUGUUUCAUCUUCUACGCCGGCAGAUAUUAAUGCCGUUUCGCAAACCGUUGGUUAUUAUGAGUCCCAAAUCAUUGCUGCGUCAUCCAAUGGCAGUAUCAAAUUUCGAGGAGAUAGGACCAGGUACAAGCUUUAAACACGUUUUGCCGGAUCCUUCAACAAAGACCGGAAACGUGAAAAAGGUGUUACUCUGUACCGGAAAAGUGUACUACGAUUUAUUUGUCGAGCGACAGGAACGACAAUUGGAAGAUAAAAUAGCAAUUAUUAGAAUCGAACAACUCUGUCCUUUUCCGUAUCAUCUCUUCGCAGAGGAGAUGGCGAAGUAUCCGCGAGCAAAAAUUAUGUGGCUGCAAGAGGAGCACAGAAAUCAAGGCGCUUAUUUUUACGUGAGAGAUAGAAUAGCCUUAGCCUUGGGUAUUCCAUUGGAGGAGGUGAAGUACGGCGGCCGGCCUGCUUCGGCCGCGCCAGCGACCGGAAGCAAGAUUAUUCAUAAAAAUGAACACGAUAACAUGAUGGCAAUGGCGAUGAAGCUCGACUAGUUUCGUAAAAAUUGCCACUAAAUCUCGUGUCAAAGACACAAUUUUCUCUUCUAAGAAAACAAUCGUAUGUUGUGAGAAAAUGUACUUGUAUCGUGCAAUGUGUUGUAAAAAAAUUGGAUAAAAAAGAACCAUUGUCUGUUGUUUUAGAAUGUCUAUCAUGCGAGAAAACAGUUUUGCCAAGAUAUAUAAAAUUUUAGUUAGAUCUGAAAAUAAUUGUAU